This is a messenger RNA of Brenthis ino (lesser marbled fritillary), 279 nucleotides long. The record is from the annotation of a GenBank genome assembly. NCBI's taxonomy places the organism in Eukaryota, Metazoa, Arthropoda, Insecta, Lepidoptera, Nymphalidae.
AUGCAAAAUAAAAAUCGUAAAAAAUGUCACUGUAUAAAGUUAUUAAUCAAAAGUUUAAUAAUAGAAAAUGCUGCACUAUGUGACGAAGUUGCUAAAAUUCAAGAAAAUAUACAAAUCGUGAAAGAAGAAAGAAGAUUUUUACUUCGUAAACUUUUAGAAUAUGAAAAAAAGGCAGAUAUGAUUAUUUCUUAUUACUCACAGAAACCAUUGAAUAUAUCAAAUGGGCCAAGAUCAAAACCCAAGAAAAGACGUAGCUUUGAAGAAGUCAUAAAGAAUGCA